Molecule: messenger RNA, 1419 nt
Organism: Westerdykella ornata
Lineage: Eukaryota; Fungi; Ascomycota; Dothideomycetes; Pleosporales; Sporormiaceae
Exons: 1
Coding region: 368-1333 (321 amino acids)
Source: RefSeq, a predicted model, not a curated record
CCACCAACAUGCUACCCAAUUCGCAGAAACGCGCAGCGGACUCAACUUGGAACUCGUACAGUCCGGCCAAGGUACCGCGUCUUUCUCGAUCAACUAGGUGCGAUGGCAGAGCUGCGCCGUACGGAAACAACGCGUCUCCGCCAGCUCCGAAACUAUAUAGCUCGCCAUACCAGGACAGCACGCCCAUACCAGCUCCAACGCAGUCGUAUAGCUCGUCGUCCCGAAACAAUGCAUCUCUGCCAGCUCCAAGACAGCCCUAUAGCUCGCCGUACCAAAACCAUGCGCCAAAGCCAGCCAGACCGGAACAGCAGCUAUUCGAAGGAUUUAAGCCUACAGUUCGACAUCCCCCGCACCCCGACAGCCGACUAUGUCAGGACUUCUAUUGGGUGCCAUAUCCCUUGGGAUUGAUGCCGCACGACUCUUGGGAAAGUUUGCACAAUUAUGGGAAGAUUCCAACGCCUCCUGCGCCCAACCGGUGCCCAGUCUGUCGCAACCCCGCAAGGUGACGCCGCACAUGCGCAAGCUGUUCCUGGUGGCGGAGCGGUUGACCUGGGACUAUGCCGUGGUUUCGUCGCGUGAAAGGGAGCAGAACGAGCAACUUACCUGGGAGGUCAAUUACGAGCUGGGAAUUCUGGAGCCCUUUGUUGAGGACGCCGAACAAGUCCCAGGCGGGAAGAAGAGCAGGUUGAAUAAGUGGUAUCCGUAUCAGAAUCAGCACGAGAUGAAGCUGGCUAUGAGCUUGAUUUCUAUGGACGCGGGGUUAACGGAGGUGUCUUGGUCACUGUGGUACGGCCUCCAGAUGAACAUACAGAGGGUCCUUGGGCACGAAGAGGAUGUUUCGAACCGCAACAAUAGUGCGCCACGAGAUUACGCUGUCAGUGAGGAACGAUCUGGAUUGAAUACAGGCAUGGACACGCGCUCUGACGGGGUUUUCGAAUUCGAUGUCACGCGGUCACCUGACGACGCGCUGUUUGAUACAUCCACUAUCGUUCCGGAUGUCGGUAUACCGACGCCGCCUUCCUCGUCCUCUAACCCGUCCAAAGAGACCACGAGGCCUGCCACGGACGCCAUGUCCUCUUCGAAAAGCAUCCAUCCAGCCCUCGCGACCAGGAUCGCAGCUGGGCCUACAGUGGAAAGGCAAGUGCCGUGCUCGAACGACGACAAACGAAUCAUAAGCUACAAGACGCUGCAGGACUUCUACUCUCUGCUGGAACAGAUCGAGCGGACGUCGUAUCUGGGUGCACUGUUCCUGGAGGCGUAUGCGGAGCAUCUGCGUGACGAUGCGUGCCGGGACUGCUGGCUGAAACAUAACAUCGUAGGGGAGGCAAAGUGACUCUGUCAUACCUUCCCUGUUCUCACUGUUUCUUUUACUUAUAUGAUACCCUGUCUUGUCGUCUUUGCAUAGUAUGUAGCAUGUAG